Molecule: messenger RNA, 2310 nt
Organism: Onychostoma macrolepis
Lineage: Eukaryota; Metazoa; Chordata; Actinopteri; Cypriniformes; Cyprinidae
Gene: c1ql1l2
Product: C1q-related factor
Exons: 2
Coding region: 31-822 (263 amino acids)
Molecular function (GO): protein binding
Source: RefSeq, a predicted model, not a curated record
AAGACCCUGGUGGCGGCCGCCGUAGGGGUCAUGCUGGUGCUGGUGCUGGUGGUGCUCAUCCCCGUGCUGGUCAGCUCCGUGAGCAAUGACAACAGCCACUACGAGAUGCUGGGCACCUGUCGAAUGGUGUGCGACCCGUACCAGAACAAGGGCACCAGCACGGGCAUCGCCAGCACCGGCUCUUCUGUGCAGGCCGAGGCCGAGGCUCUGGCCGACCACAGCAACAUGCCUCCACCCUCCACGCUCCUCCAGGGGCCACAGGGGAAGCCGGGCCGGCCAGGCAAACCCGGACCUCCGGGGCCACCAGGGGAGCCAGGGCCCCCGGGUCCGAUGGGGCCCCCGGGGGACCGGGGGGACAGGGGCCGAAGCGGGGUUCUGAGUCUGGGCAAUGAUGGAGCUAUCAGCACGGUUACAUACAACACACACCCACGGGUGGCUUUCUACGCGGGACUGAAAAACCCACACGAGGGCUAUGAGAUCCUCAAGUUCGACGACGUGGUCACCAACCUCGGCAACAACUAUGAUGGCACUUCGGGCAAGUUCAUAUGCAGUGUGCCGGGCACGUAUUUCUUCAUCUACCACGUCCUGAUGAGAGGAGGUGACGGAACCAGCAUGUGGGCUGACCUGUGCAAGAACGGACAGGUGCGAGCCAGCGCGAUAGCUCAAGAUGCUGAUCAGAACUAUGACUACGCCUCAAACAGUGUGAUUCUGCAUCUAGACGCUGGCGAUGAAGUCUACAUCAAACUGGAUGGUGGCAAAGCCCACGGGGGCAACAACAACAAAUACAGCACAUUCUCUGGCUUCAUUCUUUACGCCGACUGAAUAUGUGAGCGCAGAGGAAAAGCAGUUGGAAAGAAAGAAAUAUAGCGAAAGGAAAGUGGAAGUGAAGGAAGGAGCAUUUAACAUCCCAGCGCUUUAUUUUAUCAGGAUCUCUCCAUUGCUUCAGCACACAUUUUUACAGAAAGAGACUCAGUGGAACGAGGGUUCAGUAGCUUGUCUUCAAAUCACCUUAUUGAUUGAUAAAAGACAAGGAAAUAAAGUGAUAAAAGUGACGUUUUUCUCUUUCGGUGUUGAAAGGGCAUUUUUGUCUUUCUUGUUUUAAGACUCCAAGAGUGACUGGCAGAGAUCUUUAACCUCAUCCUCAUGUGCUUUUCCUCAGUAAAACUCUUUUUGCCCACAGAUAUCUAAUGUUAAAAAUAUCCCUGACAACCUGUGGAAAAAAGUAUGUUACAUUUGAAGGAUAUGUGGAUCUGAUGACAACUUAUGUAUUCAUAUAAUUCUAACGCUCGUGUCCGAUGUCUCCUUACCUCUACAUUGGGCACAGCACCCCCUGUUGGCUAUUGUUGGUAACUGGUUUCCAUCUGCAUUCUUUUCGUAUGUGUUGUACUCUGUUGGGACUGCAGUAGCUGAUGAGCGUUGUGAAUGAAUGUUAUUCCUUACAAGCACUUGAUACUCAAUUUAGACAACUGAUACUCUGCUACUCCCACGACUCCUUUCCUCCCCUGUCAAUUAGCACUCGACCCUAAUCUCGCUCCUCUCAGUCACCUCCUGCCCCUCCAGAAACACCAGAUGACUUAUAAUAGUCUAAACUCUUUUUUUAUGAAAGAGACGGCUUAAAGGAUGCUUACGUGUGUUUUAGUGUUAGUUAACUUACUGUAGAAUGAAUGGAGAGCCUGUGAUGAACACAUAAAUGGGAUAUUUUUCUGAACUUAAAAAAAUAAAAGUUCAAAUAAAAACAUGACAGAAUAGAGUUUGGCAAACAUUCGAUUGUAUUUUAAAUGAUAAAAACCACUUAGCCACUGUAUUACUACUUUAUAGCAAUUAUUAUUUAUAAUCUGAACAUUACGACGAAAUUCAGACGUCAGAAGUGUUUUCUUAAGAAGUAUUGAUUUUGAAGAGGGCUGGAGGAUGAGUUGAGGUGCUGUUGAGGGGCUACACUUGUCAUUCAAUCAUUCCUGCUAACAAAUGCAACAACAUGCAGUGCGAAUAUUUACACGGUAAUAUUUUAUUCUGGUGGGACGAAUGAAUGUGAGAAAAUUAGGUUUAUUUGUAAGUGUGCACGUGCGUUUGUGUGUGUGUGUGUGUGCGUGCGUGCGCGCGCGUGUGUGUGUAUCUGUACCAACACCAGAGCAUGAACUAUAUUUCGUCUUUGCCACAUUAUUGGUUUGAGAAAUGUUCUAUGCUUUAGUCGGUCAAAGAUGUGAUAUAGAGCCAAUGAGAUUGCAUCAGACACGUUUAGCUAAGCCUCUACAGAGAAGAUAUAAAAGAAACAAUAAAGCUGUAAAUUAAAUAAAUCUAUGCUAUGUUUGU